AUGACUUGCCUCCCUGAGGUGCAUGCCUGCCUGCUCUGCUUUGGGCCCCCCAUUCAGCGGGCACGGCUUUGCAGUUACGUUACUGGGGCCCCUGUCAAUCACCCCAGACAUAAAAAAUGCCAUGAGGACCUUAUUGAAGCUGCUAAACCACUUGCCUCCAUCACUGUAGGGUCAGGACAGCGUGAGGAACUUCGGGACAUCGUCAUGGAUGCUUUGCAUUUUAUAGAGGAGCAAAAGGCAAAUAAACCCCUGAACGAGUCUCUGCAGGAAGCUAUCAACACAAUCUGGGCGAAGUUGAGCGAGCUGGGGAAAGUUCCAGCCUGCAUCCCACCCUGUGGAUUCCAGCCAGCUGCCCGUGUCUUCCAGUGUGCUACCUGCCGCUUUGUGGACUGUCAGUUUGCCCUGGACUGCCCAGUGCAGGACCUGUGGACCUACACAGAUGAAACCAUUGUGCUGCACUGCAAGGUGCCUUUCACCAUCCCCACCGGCCUGCCCGUCACCUGGCUCUUUGUCCCAGAUCUGCGCACACAGGACAUGACACUGUUCAGGAAGCUGAAUGGGAAUCCAGAGAAGCCCUUCAGUCUGACCAUUGAGGAGCCUGCUCCAGGAACCGUUGCCUGUAGCCUGGGGGAACCUUCCAAGCCCAUUGUCCGCAAGUUCUUCUACCUGAACGCUCAGUGUCUUCUGCUCCUUGCUUCCCUGCUCAUCUUGGCUGCACCAGGCCAUUCUGUGCACACACGAACUCUAAACACCUUCAAGAAAUCUCCCUCCAACUCUUCAUCGAGUGCUCUGAAGAGAACCACUUGGCCCAGGGACUGCAGUGAGGUCCCUGCUGGCAGCUCCAGCGGUGUCUACAUCAUCCAGCCUGUGGGACUGCACCCCAUAAUGGUGUACUGCGAGCUGGGUGGGGCAGACAGGGGCUGGACUGUCAUCCAGAGGAACCGGCAGGACACGGAUAUCACCUGGGCCGAGUCCUGGAGCACCUACAAACAUGGUUUUGGGAAUGUGCACUCUGAGUUCUGGCUGGGCACCGAGUACAUCCACCAGAUCACCAGGCAGAAGAUCUACCAGGUCAGGUUUGUCAUCUGGGAUGCUGCAAACAACAUGAGGUUCGCAGACUACAACCUGUUCAGCCUGGAUGAUGAGUCCCAGGGCUACCGGCUCAGGCUGGGAACGCACUCAGGGACAGCAGAGGAUGCCAUGGACUCAGACAAUCCCAGGAAAGUGCACAACAAUAUGAAGUUCUCCACGAAGGAUCGGGAUCAGGACACUUACAGGGGGAACUGUGCCUCACGCUAUGGGGGUGGCUGGUGGUACUCAGCCUGUUACUCUGUGCAGCUGAAUGUCAAGGGGGGCCUGACAUGGGGCAGCCUGUGCAAGGGGAACUGUAAAGCCUCAGCCAUCCUCAUCAAACCAACUGCAUACCACUAGACCUCCUUCCCCUUCUGUCCACAUGGCCAGGCCAGUGCCCCAUUUGAUGAUGAGGCCCUGGGGGUGAAUAGGGUUGUUCUUCUAUAUCAGGAACUGCUUUGUUUUCCUCCUGUCCUGAAAAGUAGCAAAGCUCCUGGCUCUGGCUCUGGCCUUUCACCUGUGGUGGAGUUUG
Messenger RNA from Catharus ustulatus (Swainson's thrush), 1603 nucleotides. Its product is annotated as fibrinogen gamma chain-like. NCBI's taxonomy places the organism in Eukaryota, Metazoa, Chordata, Aves, Passeriformes, Turdidae. The record is from RefSeq and is a predicted model, not a curated record. The transcript has 9 exons. The coding region runs from base 1 to 1431 and encodes 476 amino acids.